Messenger RNA from Cryptosporidium muris RN66, 3030 nucleotides. RefSeq lists its product as uncharacterized. Gene Ontology annotation, molecular function: protein binding. The record is from RefSeq and is a predicted model, not a curated record. The coding region runs from base 1 to 3030 and encodes 1009 amino acids. Lineage: Eukaryota; Apicomplexa; Conoidasida; Eucoccidiorida; Cryptosporidiidae. The transcript is spliced from 2 exons.
AUGAUAGGUUCACCUAGAAAAUCUCAUAAUGGGAAUUCCCAAUUAGAAUUGAACCCUUAUAAGUUUGUCCCAUUAAAUUUAAAUGUUAUGAAUGAGAUUAAUUCACCCCUUCCACUGGGGAUAUAUAAAGGAAAUAAUGAGAUAAGAUCCUCUGGACAAAUUGAGGAAUUAAAACCCAAAACCUUAAAUAUGGAGAUUUUACCGACAUAUUUAUUAUUAAAUUCAGAUAAGACGGGAAUAUCUUCACCAGAAAUAACUCAUCAAGUUAAAAGUGAUGAUAAGCAGGACAAAGUUAGCCAAAAAAAUAGUAUACCUUUAUUAGAAAAAGUGGAUCUAGAAGUGAUAUUAGAUAAAGGUAAUGAUUUAAUGUAUAUUCCAUAUAGUUAUAGUCAUAUGAAUCAGUAUAAUAUAGAUUUGAAUACUAGUAAACUUGCAUCAAAUAAAUAUGAUAUGAAUAUUCAAGAUGUUUUGAGACAAGCAACAGGAGCAACAACAGUAGAAUUUGCAUUAAACUGUAGAGCAAUGGGAAUUGGAUUAUAUAAAGCUACUGCUGGAGAAAUAACUCAGAUAUCAAUAAAUUCAUUUACUAAGAAUUGCAAAAAGAAUUCUUUUUGGUGGACAUUUAUUCAAAAAUUAGAGGAUAGUAGUGAAUCUUUCUAUGGGAAUAUUAUAGAUAAUAAGGAUGGGUCAUAUAUAACAUCAUUUAUAUGUAAGAAAGCUGUUCCACAUAGAAUUGAUAUAUUAGCAAGAAAUGGGAAAGACCCAAUAGGAGGUUCACCUUAUAUAGUUGAAGUGUCACCAGGUGAAACAUGUGCGGAGACAAGUUGGGCUAGUGGAGAAGGGCUUGAAUAUUAUUCAACAGAUGGAACACUUAAUUUAUUUGAGAUACAUGCUGUGGAUAGAAUGGGGAACCCUGUUAAACAUGGUGGUGAUAAAUUUGAUAUUAAAGGAAUAGGUGGAAUAAAGAUCCAACAAAUAAUUGAUCUUAGAAAUGGUACUUAUAAAGUAUAUUAUUCUGUUCCUAUAUGCAAUUUAGAGGAUUUUAAGGAAAUAAGAGUAAAGCUAAAUGGUAGAGAUAUCAAAACUCCAAUAUUUCACCCAAAAAAAAAAGUAGAGGAAAGCUCUGAGAUAGAUGAUAUUAAAGAAGAUAAAUGCAAAAAAUCUUAUCUUUUUUCAUUAUUACCAUUUGAUCAUCGUUCAAUAGAUGUCAAACCAACAUAUACGCUCGCUUUGUUGUUAAAACGUUUAGCUGAAAUGAAAAAAACUGGGAUUGAUUUUAAAACAAAUAUACCAAAUUUAAUGCCAUUUCCACCAUAUUAUAAUGUGAAUGAAUUAAAAAAUAUAUUGAAUAGAUUAGAUUAUGGAAAUAUUGAUGAUAGUAUAAUAAUUAAUGAUACACUUUUGAAAAGUGAAUUAGAGAAUUACAAAUACAAUACUUUAAAGAAUGCAGCAAUGAAAUUAACAUAUCAUCAAGAAAUACUUGAUGAAUUAUCAGAAUCCUUAAGAUUACAUUGUAGUUCAGGUAAGGAUUAUUAUGAAAAAUUAAAAGUUGAUGAGUUGAAACUUGAAGCAGAAUUAAAAGAGAUAACUGAUUAUCAACAAAAGAUGUUUGCAACAUAUUCAUGUCUACAACAAGGUGGUAUUGAUAGUUUGCCAGUGUCAUUUGAAAUUGAAGAUCCAGAGCAAAUAAGAUUACGUCAAAAAAAAGAUAGAGUGUUUUAUAAAAGAAUUCACAAUACUCUAAGUGAAAAGUUUAAUCAAAUUAAAAGUAGAACUUGUGUAUUUGAACAGGAGAGGCAGGAAUAUACAAAAUCUUUGCAUGAUACUCUUGUAAAUAGACAAAAAUCUAUAAAAUCAGCUCAAAAGAGCUACUAUAAAAUAUUAAAUGAAUUGGAAAAAAAAUAUUUACAACUUGUAAAAAAGCAAAUUAGAAGGCAAGAUUUAUAUAAAAAUCUUCGAAGUGAGUCUUUACAUGUUUAUGAAGGUCUUGAAAGUAAAAAAUCUAUUGAUAAGAAUCUCAAGAAUAGUAAAAUUUAUUUAUCAAAUAGCCAAGAAAGGGAACAAUCAACUAAAAGUGAUAGUGAUCAAUCAUUCAAUCAAUCAUCAAAUAUAGAGGGUAGAUUUUGCAUAAAAAGAAGGUAUAGUAAUUAUUCAUGCUUAAUACCAUCAGAUCCAUCUUCACCAGCAUUUUGGUUUGCAGAAGGAUCUUAUUUAAAUAAAACAAAAGAUAAUAAUAGAGAAGAAAAACCUAAUUUAAUUGAUGAAAAUAGCUGGAUCAGCUGUCCUUCAAGCGUUUCAGUGACAUACUCUACUUUAGUGCCACCAACACAAAGUACUAAUAUAAAGAAUAAGACAAAGUUAACCAAAUUAAAUACUUUUAAUAAUAAUAAAUUAUGUAGUACAUCAUUAUCACCAUCAUCACCACCACCUCGAGAUCCAAUGUUACCAUCUGAAUGGCUUAAUCAAGUUGAAGAGAGUCCAUGGGUUAAAUAUCCACCUAAUCCAUCAUCAAUCUCCAUUAAAGGUUUUGGUGAUAUUAAAACUCAUCAGCCUUCAAAUAAUAAUAUUGAUUAUAAUGAUGAUCUUGAAGACAAUCCAAAACUUUUAUCGAAUUUAAUGUGGGAUAAAGAUUUUAUAGUCAAUCUACACAGUAAUGCAAAGACCAAUGAGGAUUUCAAAGUAAUUAGUGAUACAUGGGAUAAAUAUCUUGAUAAUAACAGAAAAUAUCGUGAUAAAGUAUUUAUAAGUAAAAUGAAGCAAUUAGAAGAUAUUCCACCAAGACCUGAAAAAAAAUCUGAAUAUAUGACAAUUGAUAUUCCAGAAAACAUUCAAAAUGAUAAUAUAAAAUGGAAAAAUUUACAUUAUACUAUAGACAGAAAAAAUAAAGAUUGUAUUCCAUGGGAAUUUUUGAAUGAGUUGGCAGAGAUGAAUGAAAUUCCGAAAAACAAAUAUUCUAAUGUUAGUGAUUUACACAAGUUUAUAAUAGAAACAAAGUGUUUAGGUAGCAAAUCAGCUGAUUAUAUUAAAUAA